AUGCCGAGACAUGUGGCUGUUGCUUUGGAUGAGGGAUGCUUCACGGAAUUUUCAACUCCAGAAGGCGAUCGUUUCCGUUGCGAGAUAUGUAAAAGCCGGCUCCUCAAAGAUAGAUCAAAGCAUUCAAAGCUGAAGUCCCAUCAAGAACGAACGUCGGCCUCCAAGCAGCAAUGUGCUCUCUCGCUUACAGCUGACCAAAACGUUACAAAUACAACUGUGAAUUUGGAGGAUGAAGAAGGUCUCAGUCAGGAAUUUCAUAAUGUCUUUUUGGAUCGGACUUUUGAGAAGGAGAGAGAAGACAACAUACACAUGGAGAAUGACUCGGAUUCAGCUGAACACAUCCGGCCUCCGCUAGAAGAAUUUGACGAGCCGGCCCCCGCGGAGAACUACUGGGACUCAGAAGACGAAUGCGAGCUGGAUUGGAUUGAUAUUCUGCCUGAAGAUGAAGCUAAUCACCAUGGCAAAAGAGAACAAAAGAAAGGUGAUGAGGAGAAAGAGAAAAAAGGAAAAGACUCACCUUGGUAUCCCUUCCGGAACAAACAUGUGAGCCAGAUCCUCGAGUUACAUCCUAUGUGA
This is a messenger RNA of Puccinia graminis f. sp. tritici CRL 75-36-700-3, 576 nucleotides long. RefSeq lists its product as uncharacterized. The record is from RefSeq and is a predicted model, not a curated record. The transcript is spliced from 2 exons. Lineage: Eukaryota; Fungi; Basidiomycota; Pucciniomycetes; Pucciniales; Pucciniaceae. Bases 1 to 576 code for a protein of 191 amino acids.